CGGCGCGAGCCCAAGAAGCCCGACGACCGCGACCGGAAGCGGCCCGAGCCCCGCAAGAACGACCUCGAGGCCCGCAAGCCGCGCCCCGACAAGGAGCGCAAGCUCGACGAGGACGCGGCCAGGGAGAAGACCGACGACUACAUCGACAAGCUGAUGAUCGCCGACCCCAAAAAGAUCAACAAGCUCCCGCCGAUACCGAAGAAGGUGAACCGCGACGAGCCCAAGGACAAGGACGCCUCGUCCCCCGCCAAGCGGGCCAAGGAGGACGGCCGCGGGGAGAAGAAGAAGCGGCGGGAGGACGGCAAGGACGGCUCCGGCUCGUCGCCGGAGAAGCGGCCGAAGGGCGAGAGGAAGGGCAAGCGGCGCGCCGACGCGGCCGACAGCCCGGCGGAGCCCGAGGUCGUGGCCUUCAAGGAGCUCCGGAACUACCACAAGGAGCGCUACAUGCGCCGCAACAAGGAGAAAUCCGAGAGCCCCGACAGCACGCCGCUGGCCGCGCCCGCGCCCGACGCGCCCGACGCGCCGCCAAAUGUGACCGACGUCGUGGUAGAAAACAAGGAUGUCGACCUUAGAGUGCUCCCCAUUGUGGAGCCUAAGGCGGUCGCAAUAAGCCAGAAACGACCCUCCACUGAGAUGCUUGAAGGAAAAGUUAAGAAAAACAAACUCGAUAAGUUUGAUAUAUUAUUCGGAAAUGAAGACGUGGAUCUCCGUCAACUGCCUCAAGUGGACGAUACUAUUCCACCCUUAACAGAAUCACCUAAAAUAGACAUAAAUCUCCCCGAAAAUGACAUCAACGAUUCCCCCCAAUUGUCGCCAAAGAAGGAUUGGAAUGAAGUAAAAGAGAAAACAGAAGAAGUGAAGAGAACACCGUCCAAAUUAGAUUUAGUUAGGGCGAAGCUUGCUGAAGCAACCAAGGGCAAAGACAGGCUUGGAAGACCGCUGCUAUAUAGUAUAGAAAAGGAACGACGCCGCACAGUAAGUUCAGAAGACACAGAUAUGCGAACAGAAAACACAGAAGAUUUUGACGCUGAGGACCACAAGAAAACCAUUUCCAUCAUUAUGAACCAGGCCAAGGAGCAAUUUAACGAUGGACAAUUAGAUAAGAACCAAUACAACACCCUUAUGUAUCAAGUUCUACAACUGAAUGAGAAAUUAAAACUCAAAGAAGCCAAACAAAGGGAAUCCUUAGAAUUAUCGAAGAGGAAACUGAAGGCUCAUACACAGGAGCAAAACAAUGCUAGUCCCAAAGCGGUCCCAAACACUUAUGGGGAUAUCGACGAACGAGUCGUUCCUUACAUCGAAACUCCAUCUGAUAAUCAAGGGUAUCUCAAAGACUCUGACAUGAGAAUGUUGGAUACAAUUGAAGGCCAGCGACCUGGAUUACUUCCACUACCCCCUACCAUGCCCAUACCUCCUUACAUGCCAUAUGCUAACAACUGGAGAGGACCAAGACCAAGAGUUGACGAAUAUAUGCCUAGAAGAUUCAGACGACCGACACCGCCUUUCUUCAGGGGAAAGUUCGAUAAAAGAGGCCCAAGACUACCUUUUGAUCAGAGAAUGCCGUUGCCACCGCUACCUGCACCUCAAAUAGGCAUGUGUCAGGGCGAAUGUCCGUUACAACCCUAUGAAAAGACCGAGCCUCCUCCGCCUUUAGGAGCGCCUGGUAUCGUAAUCCCACCGACAGAUUAUAAAAUAAUUGAAUACAUAGACCAAGAUCCAGUGAAAACUAUUCAAAUUGACUGUGUACCAAGAGAAAUAAGAUUUUAUGGGGAUACGGCGAUUAUUAUGUUGGACUGGGACGACCCUAGGGAGAUUAAAUUCUUACCUGGUUGUCGACGAGUUACCUUUGAUAACAAAGAUUCCGUUGUCUUAUCAUUCAAUGAACCUUACAAACAAGUUGAAAUUGACGAUCAAGUUUUCGACAUUCGGUUCGGAGCGCCUACAAGGGAAUUAUACAUAAACGGAAGAUGGUUCGAGUCUUUCUUUGGUGGCCAGCCGUUCGGAGUACUUAUUGACGGCAAACCUCGCUUGGUCCAUUUAGAAGGGCCGCUACCCCAAGUGGAUAUAGGGAAAACGAAACGCACAGAUCUUGUUGCUGGGAAAAUCAAUCUUAUAGUGAAUGCUACACAGAUGUGUCCUGUAUAUCUCGACGCUAAAGUUCAAAAAUUCAUGAUCAACGGUCAGUACUUUACCAUUCGAUUUGUGGAUUCGUUAAGAACCGUGUUGAUAAAUGAGCAGCCGUUCCAAGUUGAGUAUGGGGACUUGCCGAAGCCUAUAACGGUUGGAAAUGAGAAGUUCUUCAUCCGCUUUUCUGCAUUACCGCGUAACAUCAAACCUGGUAUGAUUACCAUAGCGAAUAUGGAAGGUGCCGUAGGGCCCCUGCCGCCGCCACCCACGGUAUCGAUGGAGAAUGUCCUCAACGACAUGCCGAGCGAAAUGGAAGUGGAUCAGGAGCCACCGAGACCAGCCAACACACCUAGUCCUGAUGGGGAACAUCAAGGCCUAGACCUGCUUGCCAGCGUUAUGCCGACAGCAAUGGAAGCACCACCCUCUGCGACAGAGUACACACUCGCCGAGCCUCUGUUCGCCAAACCUGAGAAAAUCCCCGGCCUGGAGACUCCCUCAGAAGAGAAACCACCGACAUUACCUAUACUAGGCAACAUAAAUGUCAAUGAUCUAUUUGCCAAGUUAGUAGCCAGUGGAAUUGUGCCAGUGCCAAACGACGCCAAGCCUGAAGCGAAGGAUCGGAAGGAAGAACCUAAGGAGGAUGUGAAAAAUAAAACGAAAGAAGAUAAGACUAAGAUACAUCGGGUGGAUUUGUUGAAGCCAGAAACUUUGAGAGGCAAGCAGCCUGGCCUAGUAGCGGCCCUGUACGGCGGCAUGCAGUGCAGCGGCUGCGGCGCGCGCUUCCCUCCAGAGCACACGGUGCGCUACAGCCAGCACCUCGACUGGCACUUCCGCCAGAACAGGAGGGACCGCGACUCGGCCCGGAGGGCGCACAGUCGCCACUGGCAUUAUGACCUCUCUGACUGGGUGCAGUACGAGGAGGUCGAGGACCUGGAAGAGAGGGAGAAGAGUUGGUUCGAAACGGGCGGCGCCGAAGGCGAGGGCGAAGGUCCCGUCGAAGCCGUCGAAGAGGCGCCUAGCGUGGCCGCGGGGGCGCCGCAGGACCACUUCUGCGCCACCUGCGGGGACAAGUUCGACCAGUUCUACAACGAGGACAAGGAAGAGUGGCAUCUGAGGAACUCCGUCAGGCACGAGGAUAAGAACUACCAUCCAAUGUGCUUCGAGGACUAUAAGGCGUCACUGACGAAGGAAGAGCCAGUCCCGGAAGUCACCGAAGUGGUCUCCUUGGAUAAGGAGGAGGAGGCAAUCGAGAUCCGUGACAUCGACGACAUAAACUCACAGUCCGAUGACGAGGUUGUUGAGGUCGUUGAACCCGAGAAGCCUGUGGAGGCACUAGAGAUCGACGAAGAAGAAGGUGAUGACGACGUAGUGUUAAAAGCGGAACCCGUGGAACAAGUCGUGGUGAAUGAUGACGCGGACACUGACGAUGAGACCAUGGAAGUGAGGAAAGAGAGAGACCGGCAGGCUGAGAUCGAUUUCUCCAAUAUCAAGGUCAAGCAGGAGCCUAUCGACCCUGACGAUGAACCAAUAAUAACAGCUGAAGAAGAGACAGUCCAGCCAACCAUAGACACAACACACAUAACUGUCCUCUCGUCCAUAGACGGAAACGUCCAAUUAGACGCGGCGCCAACGGCAACAUCGCUCCCUAUUGGAGGAAUUAGGAUUAACAUCUCAAAAUCGAUACCAUCCUUCAUUCAAAACAACCAUGAUGAUAAAAUGCUAGAGGAUAUAAGUGCCGAUGACGAACCUCUACCUCCUGGUGAGGAACCAGAGCUCGACUAUAAACUAAAGCCGACAUUGGAAGGCGUGCAGUUGAGUAGACAACCACCGCUGAAUAGAGGCACGGAGUGUUCUGGGUUGUGUUCGAUUAUGUAGUGUCCGAUUGUUCCAACUAGAGCCAGUUUAUCGAAAGCUAUAUGCUUGUAAUCACAACAGAAAACAACGUGAUUGGUACAAAAUAAUUUGAUAUAUUGCUCAUUUCUCUGGUCUCCUUACGUUUCUAAAUGCAGCACUAGGUACCCUGGCGUAUCAGUACAUAAUAAUGUAUAAUUGAGCAGUUGGGCUAGUAAAUCUGUAAGCUACCUUCUAAUGAUGAUUCAGCCCGUUUAAAGAAAUUUUGUUCCUAUUGUCUAUUGCCUCUACUACAGGCCUAUUAGACUAGAAAAAUGACAUCAAAUGCUGUUCUUGCUCAAAAUAAUGAAACCGUGACAUCUUGAAUCGUGUUCGCUUAACUUGUGUUAUGUCUUAGAAACGCGUUUUGCUUAAUAAAGUGCCUAAAUUGAUUAUGUUAGAAUAUGGAAUAUUGCUACCUCAUUAUUAGCCUUUUCUCUUUGUUGAUGUUGUGUAUACAUUUCGUAAAUUAACGUAGCUUUAGAAUAAAUUGGUUUUAUUGAAUAUCUAUUUACUAUAUCUGAUCGGGUUGUACAGACUUUGUGAAGUAUUAACACUUAAUAUAAUCAUAUACCUUUUUACCACUUCCUCGUGUGAAAGAAGAAAUUCAAAUAGUUAUUACAUUGAAAGUCCCGUUGAUAUAUAGAAAUCGUCUCAAGAAAAACAGUAGCUUUUUACAAUAUAUUAGAAAUAGAUUUGAAAUUUUACCUAUGCUAUAAAUUAUUAUAUGUCAGAUGAGGCACGUGCAUAGUUGUGAGAUUUGUAUGUACUGUUAAAAGACUAUAAAGUUAAAAGUAGACCCCAUGUAAGUACGGUUGAAGAGAAUAACGAUGAGUGUCCGUGUUAAUUGUGUCAAAUUGCGUGAGGUAUGUAGAUUGAAUCACAGUUUAAUUUAAUAAAUUCUAGUAAAUAAUGUUGAUUUAAACAACAUGUGAUACUAAAGUUAAGUUCCUAACUUUACAAGCGAAGUUGCGUUUUAUUCAUAUUAUUAAUUACAUUUAAUAUAUAAUAAGUUGUGUAUAUAAUUGGUUUAAUAUUAGUUACUUUGUGUAUAUAGUGUUUGAAGGUACAAACUUAUACAAUAUUUUUAUGUAUCACAAAUGUAUAAAGGGGCCCACACACAUAUUUAUGUGUAUAAGUUGUUAUAAUUUAAACCUUAUGUUUAAUGGUGUACAAAGGUGUGUUGUACCGAUAUAACGUUUUAGUUAGGUUAUGAAUCUCCUAAUUGUUAUAACAAGUAAAUCAAAGAAUAAAAAUAUUCUUGUAUUAUCCGAGUUUCUUUUGUCAUCUGCUCUGCAUUUCUAUGUACAAUGUAUCGGUAUCUUGAUCACUUUUAAGCGUCAGCCGAAUUUUCUGUCAUAGCACUAUGUUCUUCAUAUGAUGUCUACAAUUCAUAUUUAAUAGUUCAACAUGUUCGAGAUACUAAUUGAAUCCCUUUUAUCUAACUUUAUCCUUUAUGGCUAUAGAUCUAGGCCUAAAUCGACUCCUAGUAACCAAAAAGAUUCCACAAAAAAU
Messenger RNA from Hyposmocoma kahamanoa, 5532 nucleotides. RefSeq lists its product as uncharacterized. The transcript is spliced from 10 exons. NCBI's taxonomy places the organism in Eukaryota, Metazoa, Arthropoda, Insecta, Lepidoptera, Cosmopterigidae. Gene Ontology annotation, cellular component: mRNA cleavage factor complex; cytoplasm. Gene Ontology annotation, molecular function: RNA polymerase II complex binding; mRNA binding. The record is from RefSeq and is a predicted model, not a curated record. Gene Ontology annotation, biological process: termination of RNA polymerase II transcription. Bases 154 to 4002 code for a protein of 1282 amino acids.